UCACAGACGACGCACUAUUCCCAACCCUUCUCUGGUGCUUAUUCCUCACGCUCCCCAAACUGGCGCGUGGGAAAGCACUGUGCCAUUUAAACGCCCUGGGAGCCAAAAGGGGAACAAUGCAGAGAGAGCAGACCCCCACUGCUCACCGUUCACUUCUUUGGCGAGCUGGUGACGUAAUUCAAGAACGACUCGCCUGUAUAUCUAGAGAAUUGUUUCUGUCGUUCGUGUUCUUCCUUUAAAUUCGAUUUGAGAUUAAGCCUUUUGGGUUUUGAUUUCUCUUUUUUGCUAUGAAGUUUUAGAUGUGUAAAUUGAUAAUCUUUCUGGAGGCAAGCUACUGUAAACCAUUGAGGGUGAUUUCAGAAGGACAAUGGAAGCACGCCUUGCUUAUCUAGUCAGAGAUCUGGUGCAAAGCACUUGAGUGACCUUGGUUGUCUGCAGCUGUCUUCAUUUUUGGGAGUCCUGCCAACUUCUCUAGAAGAGACAUACCCAAAAUUAUUAGACUCUCAACAGGUUUCCAUGGAAAGGAGUCUUAUUAAAAAGCCUGUUGUCCAUGCAAGUCAAUCACCCUCCAAUAGUGGAGUAGUUGGCCACCUAUUCUCGUCAUCUGCUGGCUUCUCAUCAGACCUUCAGUACUCUUCUGUUUCACCCCAAGAGAAACAUUCUAGGAGCAUUCCUUUCAUUUCUCAAUCUUCAAGAAAUGUGACAGAUUUGACAUUGCCACAAUCUUCGUGUCCAGGAUUGCUUCAAUUCACAACAUCAAGUCAGUAUGCCAAAGAAACAAAUGCUUCAUGGUGUCCAGAGUCAUUGCCUGAUUUUCUUGAUUAUCCUGUAAAUAAUCCUGUCCAAAAUAAUCAAAUAGAAGGCAACAGUUGUGGUGCCAUUGUAUCCGAGGAAUUUAGUAAACGGAGUGAUUGGCAGGAAUGGGCAGACCAACUGAUUACUGAUGAUAAUGCUUUGACAUCUAAUUGGAGUGAGCUUCUAAUUGACACCAGUGUUGCAGAAAUGAAACCAAAGAUGGCAUACCAGGUGUCAAAAUCAUCAAGUGUUCCAUCGCACCUGCCUCAAGUCCAUCAACAGCUUCUUGCUCCAUCUGGAGAAAUUCAACCUGUUCUUACCCCUACUUCCUCAGCCAAUAGUGCCCCAUCCAAGCCACGCAUGCGUUGGACACCAGAGCUUCAUGAAGCCUUUGUGGAGGCUAUCAAUCAGCUUGGUGGUAGUGAAAGAGCUACUCCAAAAGGUGUUCUGAAGCUCAUGAAAGUUGAUGGCUUGACAAUCUAUCAUGUGAAGAGCCAUUUGCAGAAGUACAGGACAGCCAGAUACAGACCAGACUCAUCAGAAGGAUCCUCGGAGAAAAAAUUGACUCCUAUGGAUGAAAUAUCCCCUCUUGACUUGAAAACGGGCAUUGAGAUUACUGAAGCUCUGCGAUUACAGAUGGAAGUUCAGAAAAGGCUGCACGAACAGCUUGAGAUUCAACGAAAUCUACAGUUACGUAUAGAAGAACAAGGGAGGUACCUCCAGAUGAUGUUCGAGAAGCAGUGCAAGUCAGGUGCUGACAAGCUGAAGGUUUCAUUAUCUACUAUGGAGAAUCCGACUGCCCUAUCUACUGAUGCAAUCUGUGAAUCCCCUGCUGAAAAUGAAACAGAAGGCUCCCAGUCAGACCAUGGCAAGACAAACAUCGACGCAGUUGAUGCCAAGCCUCUAUUGGAAGAAGGAUCACAUGAUACAAGUGAGAAGCGAAAGACGCCUCAAGUUGAAGAUUCUGAAAAUCCAGAGCCGGAUAGUAGCAAACGUCUGAGAGCAGAUGCCUAAGCCAUCAGUAUUUUGAAUGACAAGGUGGCAGAUUCAGUGGAAGAUAUAUAAUCUUAAGUAGGAAUUGGAACCUAGAUGACUUUGAAAAGAGGUUUAGAACUUUUAGAUACUCUUGCUUUGCUUUUUUAUCAUAUCUAUCCUAGCAAUUUGCUCAUGCUCUUAUUUAACUGAUAACAAGGCUCAUAUAUAACAAAAGUUUUGAUGAAUGAAUUGACCUC
Messenger RNA from Manihot esculenta (cassava), 2027 nucleotides. Its product is annotated as protein PHOSPHATE STARVATION RESPONSE 1-like. NCBI's taxonomy places the organism in Eukaryota, Viridiplantae, Streptophyta, Magnoliopsida, Malpighiales, Euphorbiaceae. The record is from RefSeq and is a predicted model, not a curated record. The coding region runs from base 517 to 1809 and encodes 430 amino acids. The transcript is spliced from 9 exons. Gene Ontology annotation, molecular function: DNA binding; DNA-binding transcription factor activity.